GAUCCGAUGGAGCUGGCCGUGACGAACGCGACCGCGUCGUCGUCGCCCGCGACGCUGGUGCUUCCGGUCCAGGCCGGCGGUCGAUUGCAGAGUCCCGGCGUGCAAUUGGGUGUUACCGGGCUGUACGGGUUCGGAAUAUUCGGCAACCUGCUGGCGCUUUUCAUACUACACCGGACCCGGUCGAGCAGCAACCAGAAGCACGGGUUCAUGUUGCGGUGCUUGGCCACCAACGAUUGCAUCGCGCUCGCUGGCAUGUUGAUCCAGAUGUUCGUUAGCGUCCAAUGGCCGAGCACCAAGAACAACGUGUGGUCGUGCCGGAUCCGCGUCCUGUGGCGGUUCUUCGGGCUGGGCUCAGGGUGCGUGGCCAUCGUGAUGGCCGUCGAACGCUGGUUGGCGCUCACCAAACCGUUUUUUUACCAAAAGCAUAUUAGCCUUCGUCUACUCAAACGAAUGAUGGUCAUACUUUGGUUAGGAGUACUGUGUUUAGUGUGCGCACCAUACUUCGGAUUUGGUCUCUACUGGGAUGAGAAAUCGUUGACGUGUGUACGUUACCGGAAUGCCAAGAAGCCUUUGGAUGUGUUAUACGCUUACUUAUAUUUCGGUCAUGGUGUAUUUUUAUGCUUUGCAAUAGUCUACACGAACUUAGCCGUAAUGAAAGCUCUGUGUAUGAAGGACAGUCCUCACAACAAGCACAACGUGUUAAUGAGACGCAUCAGUCGAGGAUCGUCAUUAACUUGCAACGCUGCUACCAAAGAAGAAAGAGCGUUCGGUUGGCUCAUGUUUUUGCUGUGCGUCGCGUUUGUUACAUGUUGGGUCCCGCAAAUGAUAUCGAUACCGUUAUCCAGGUUCAUCGAGGAUGAGACAAAGAUUCGACCGUUCACCAUGGCUGCAGACAUGCUUCUGGCUAUGCACUUCGCACUGGACCCGUAUCUAUACGUGCUCCAGCACUGGACGUUAGUAAAGUCCAUCUGCUUGCGACCGAAGAACAAAAAAAAUGCCAACGGUGGCAGCACGAGCGUGAGUCGCAGCAGUUCCAUGAGAACAACAUGUUUCUCGUGGUUCACAUGGCCAGUGUUUCAUUGAAUAAAAAAACUCAAAUCUAUCGUAUCGUGUAACUACAUCACUUACCUACUUUAUAUAUUAUAACAUAUUAUUAUACCUGUGAUAAAGUUUAUAUUUUAAAUUUUAAUAUGUAUCUAUGUUUUUAAUUUUAUUUCAAAGAGU
Molecule: messenger RNA, 1224 nt
Organism: Rhopalosiphum maidis (corn leaf aphid)
Lineage: Eukaryota; Metazoa; Arthropoda; Insecta; Hemiptera; Aphididae
Product: prostaglandin D2 receptor-like
Exons: 5
Coding region: 7-1083 (358 amino acids)
Biological process (GO): positive regulation of cytosolic calcium ion concentration; inflammatory response; adenylate cyclase-activating G protein-coupled receptor signaling pathway
Cellular component (GO): plasma membrane
Molecular function (GO): G protein-coupled receptor activity
Source: RefSeq, a predicted model, not a curated record